This is a messenger RNA of Symbiodinium sp. CCMP2456, 1695 nucleotides long. Lineage: Eukaryota; Dinophyceae; Suessiales; Symbiodiniaceae. The record is from the annotation of a GenBank genome assembly.
AUGCUGCGCAUUGCCGUUGUCUUGCGACCAUCAUUCACGCGCCGUUUCGGUGGCUGCAUGCUGAUUUGCAGAAGACAACUGCAAUCCUCGGCCGGUCAACUCACUGCGAAACUACGUCAUUGUCACAAGGCAUCCGAUGUCAUCGGCCUUGUAAAUACAGCGCUCGAAUCGCAGAGGAUGGAUGGCGUACUGUGGGCAGCCGCAGUUCAGCGUUUGAGCCUCCUUGAGAUGCGGGGGAAGCCCAGCCGCGAAAGCUGGGCACUGCUCCUUGGCAUGGCUGACUCAAGCCUCCAAGAUCUCGGAUAUAGGGAGCUGGCAGUCGUUGCUGUCGCCAUCUCGAAGUUAAAGAAAGAUCCAGGUGGGAGGAAGGAUUUCCUGAAAGCAGUUUUUCGAAAUGCUCUGCUCUUGAACGAAAAAGACCAGAGCAUGUCUGUUCGUCACCUUGCAAACCUGGCUUGGUCUGCUGCAGCUGCAAAGGUGCAGGCUCGCAGGCUCUUCGAAGUCGCAGCCGCUGCGCAGUCGGAGGAGCAGAGUCGGUGGUUGAACCCUCGGGACAUCUCACAGCUAUUAUGGGCAUUUGCGCGCUCUUCGCACUCUCAGCUUGGUUUGGAAGUCUUGGAAAACCUGGCCAGUCACCACGCUUCUCCGCACAUGCUCCCUACGUUUGGCGACCAUGACAUAGCCGCGACGGUAUGGGCCGGAGCAACUUUGGCAACUCACUUGAUGCCCAGGGAAAAGGGAAGGCUCUUUCUGAAGCAGAUUGCAGCUCAUGCAGCCGAGCGGUCAUCGGAAUUUUCUCCGCAGGGUUUCUCCAUGCUGUUCUGGGGAACAGCAACUUUGGCCUCGAAGGGAAUUGACAUGCCGAGCACUGCACUCACAGCAGCGUGUGCUCCGCAUGUGGUUAGUAAUGCCAGAAGGCUGACAACGCAGGGUGCGGCAAACAUCCUCUGGUCGUUGUCCACUCUGGCAAAGAUAGAUCAAGAUGUCGCAGCGAAGAUCGUCGAAGAGAUUCGUGAUGUUGGGUCGUUGUCACCAUCUUCAACGAAUGAAGGCCAAGGGCGGCAAGAGAACCAUGCCGUCAUUGAAGCCCUGCUGGAGGAGAUUGUCAGAAAGCUUUCGAGUUGCAACGGGCAGGAUAUCGCCAAUUCGCUUUGGGCUGUCGCAAACAUUGGAUACCUGGGACCGUCCGCGGUCUCCCUCUUUAACCGGAUCGCAGAAGAUCCCGAUGCAAUUCCUGUGCACCUCUUUUCUGCGCAGGAGUGUGCGAACUCCUUGUGGGCGAUUGCGAGAAGUCGCUGGAGUGGGGAGCCGCAGGAGUUUGUCCGCAGAGUUUGUGCUAGAAUAGCAUCUUUCGCUCGACUGGACGAGCAAAGUUUGUCUAUCACGGUAUGGGCGCUGGCAGUGUUGGGUCACAGGCCCGCCGCUUUGCCCCUGCUUGGCAAUUCCGGGUUGAACUUGAAGAACCUGAAUUCUUUUCCAAACGCGAGCCUUUGUCUGCUCCUUUGGACCUGUGGUAUGCUUGGCAUACGGGAAAGCCCGUUCCCAGCAUUGGUUGUUGCAUUGCGUUGCCGAGCAAGGGAACUGACGCCAAGUCAAUUGUCAGUGGUUGCGAGAACGCUUGCAGGACUAUGGCCAAGGUUUGCAGCUCUCAAAAUCAAAAUUGAAUGUUGGUUGACAAGACUAUAUUCAUUAUAA